Molecule: messenger RNA, 642 nt
Organism: Candidozyma pseudohaemuli
Lineage: Eukaryota; Fungi; Ascomycota; Pichiomycetes; Serinales; Metschnikowiaceae
Product: RNA-binding protein
Exons: 2
Coding region: 1-642 (213 amino acids)
Biological process (GO): mRNA export from nucleus
Cellular component (GO): nucleus
Molecular function (GO): mRNA binding
Source: RefSeq, a predicted model, not a curated record
AUGUCUACUAUUCUUGACAAAUCUUUGGACGACAUCAUCUCCACCAGAAGAACUAAAAAGCCUCAGGGCAAGAAGAAGGUCGUCGGUAAGGGCGUGGGCAAGGUUCAGAAGAAACAACCUGUUUCUUUCCAGAAAGUGGCCAAGAAGGUCGCCCCCCAGCCCAAGCCAGCUUUGGAUUUGACUUACGCCACUAAGGUGGUUGCUCAGGGCUUGCCCCGUGACUUGAAGCAAGAUGCUAUCAAGUCGCAAGUUGGCGGUGUGUCGCACGUGUCGAUGAACUACAACGAGAAAGGUCAGUUCAGAGGUGUUGCCACGAUCGUGUUCAAGUCGCACAAGAACGCUGUGCUGGCCGUGGAGAAGUACAACAAUGCUCCAAUCGACGGCGGCAAGUCCAAGUUGAAGAUGGAGUUGAUUGUUGACCCAACCAGAAAGCCUUUGGCCGCUAGAAUCAGUGCUAACCUGCCAAAGCCUGUCCAGACACCUCAGACAAAGAAGAAGCAGGCUCUCAAGGAGAAGGUGCAGCAAAAGAGACAGCAGCUCCAAAAGAAGCCUGUUAAGCAGACAAAGGCCAAGGCUGCUAAGCCAGCCAAGAAGACUGCUGAGCAGUUGGACCAGGAGAUGUCUGACUACUUCAACAACUAA